This is a messenger RNA of Galleria mellonella (greater wax moth), 6131 nucleotides long. RefSeq names its product protein NipSnap (gene Nipsnap). Gene Ontology annotation, cellular component: mitochondrion. Bases 145 to 969 code for a protein of 274 amino acids. NCBI's taxonomy places the organism in Eukaryota, Metazoa, Arthropoda, Insecta, Lepidoptera, Pyralidae. The transcript has 6 exons. The record is from RefSeq and is a predicted model, not a curated record.
UUGAAGAAUCAAGAUAACCUUCAACUGAUUUUGUAAUUUGUGAAGUGUUGAUAACAGCUGUAUUUAUCAAAUUAUCAGUCGGCCAACAAUUCCUAAAAUACUGUGAAGUGAUCGAACUACAUAUUAGUUGUUUUUUAAAUAAUUAUGAAUUCUAUAAAUAGAGUAAUUAAUUUGUAUACACAUGCACCGAAAAGUGCGAGGUUGAUCGGCACAACAAACGCACGUUUUAACGCCGAUGAUGGAUGGUUUUCUAAAUUAUUGGUGCGAAGAAUAGAACCAACGAAGGAAUCUCAUAGCCGUAUGCUUAGCGACAAGGAGACAAUUUAUGCGCUACACACGCACAAUAUACGGCCCGAUUCCGUGGACAAAUACUUAAAAAAUUAUCAAAAAUCAGUAGAAUUUGUCCAUUCAAAAAAGUCUGAAUUGGGUUGUGAGCUGGUGGGAUCAUGGACGGUGUCAGUUGGAGACAUGGACCAGGCUCUCCAUUUGUGGCGUUAUGUUGGUGGUUUUGAGAAGAUAGAUAGAGCCAAGAUACUGUUUAAAGAGGAUCCAGAUUACUCGGCACUUGAAAAGGAGCGUGGGAAUUUUGUGCGAUCAAGGCACUUACAGUACUUGCUUGCAUUUAGCUUCUGGCCAAAUGGUGAACCCCGAUCACCCCAUAACAUAUAUGAAAUACGAUCGUACAGCUUAAAACCGGGUACAAUGAUAGAGUGGGGCAAUAACUGGGCACGAGGACUCACAUACCGGCGUGCACAAAACGAGGCCUUCGCUGGAUACUUUUCACAAAUCGGGCGGCUUUACAACGUGCAUCAUAUUUGGUGCUACAAGAACCUGCAGGCUCGACGCGAGACCCGUGAGAGCACGUGGCGCAACCCAGGCUGGGAUGAGUGUGUAGCUUACACCGUGCCACUUAUCAGGGAGAUGCACUGCCGUAUCCUUGAACCUACAGAGUUUUCGCCUACACAAUAAAUAAGAAAAAUGUUAGUGCGGUAUCAGUGUUUUAAUCGAGUGUAAAUUUUAAUGCUUUUAGAUUGUUCAUAUUGUCAUUUUUAGUCUAAAGACGCCCGUCAAAAAUGUAGUAACUAUUUCAUAAUUUAUACUUUAAUAUUUUUAACAUUGUGCAUAGCUAAUAAAUACUUGACUGAAAUACUGAUACAGUUAUAAUAUUAAUCGGAUAGAAUUAAAUAAUUUUACGUGCCCAUUUUAUUUGACAAAAAUAGAUAUUUUUGUUAACCUAAGUCAGGCUUAGAUUAGUGGGUUUCUUUGAAAAUUUUGUAUGAUGUUAGUAGUACUUUAUCAUUGUAUAAUGUUAAGUUGAAAUACUGAAAUAUGAUUUAGAUUCUUUGCUCAUCUCUUUGGUGAUAUUUAAAACAUUCAUUUAUCAAUCUUAAUCUCUCACUUUGCCUGUUUAAGUAAUUGUAAAAUAUAAUAACUAUGUUGCUUUUAAAAAUAAUUAUACUCUAAUUGUGGUGAACGAGUAUAUAGUCAAUUGCAGAUAAUGAUAUAUUCAUAUCACAUGAGUAUACUUGAAUAAUUUUAUACUAGCAAAUAAAAACUGUUAUAUAUAUAUAUAUAUAUAUAUAUAUAUAUAUAUAUUUUUUUUUUUUUUUUUUUUUAUUUUAUUAUCAAUAAAAAUACAAGUUACAGAAUUUAUGUUCCAUUAGCAUUUAGAAACCACGUAGGUUUAUAUUAAUACUAAAUACAUUAAAAUUAUUUAGAUUGUAUUAAAACCAUGCAAGAAGUAUCGUUUUAAUUUACACUUGAUGUUGCUAAUAGUAAUAUUAUCUCGUACAUCGGUGGGUAGUUCAUUAAUAAAUCGAGGAACCAGGUAGUCAGCCGUACGCUCACCAUAACAGUUAUUUACGCGAGCGCUAUUGGUACAAAGUUGCUUCCGUGCGACCGCCCUCGUAUAUACAGCAUGAUUAAUUUCGUUCCAAUAUUUAUUGUUAAAAAAGUUUUCCUUAAGAAAUGUGUAUUUAAAUUGUAGAUGUACAGGUAAAAUAUUGCAAUGUCGAAAAAGACCAGUAUCAUCGUCAUAAUACUGCAUCUUAAUUUUGGGAGAUACAAUAGUUCUUAAAAUUCUACGUUGAAGUUUAAAAAUAUCAUUUAAAUAUGUUUUAUAAGUGCGGCCAUAACUUGACAACCCAUAUUGAACAUAAGAUUCGACCAAUGAAUUAUACAGCAUCAGUUUUACUUUAAAGGGAAUUCGGUGUCUAAGGAUGACUAUAUUAGCUAAAAAUUGUCUUAAUUUGUUACAAAUUUUUUCGAUGUGUUUACUCCAAUUAAACUUACUAUCUAUAGUUAAGCCAAGAUAUGUUUGGCUGUCCUUGACCGUUAUAGCGGGGCAGCUGCAAAAGUUCCUUUCAUUAGUUAUAUGUAGACACUUGUGGUUGUGAGCAAUGAUAGGUUUAUAUAGAGGACGAAAUUUUAAAUAGGGUGAUUUUAUGAUCAAAAGUUGUGUUUUAAUUGGAUUUAAUACCAAUCCGGCAUCAUGACACCAUUCAAGAAGGACAUUGACAUCAGAUUGUAGAAGGUCUCGUGCUUUUUGAAUAUUUUUGUCAGACAAUACUAGACACGUAUCAUCUGCAAAUUGGUAACAUGAACUGUGUUUCAAGAUAUUAUGCAUAUUAUUAACAUAAGACAAAAAAUGUAGCGGACCUAAUACAGAUCCUUGUGCCGUACCUUCAGUUACUGGUACAUGAUCACUGUAUACAUCAUCUAUUUUAACGGUGAAUUUACGAUUUUGUAAAUAGUUCUUGCACCAGUUGAGUAAAGGCCCACGUACACCAGACUCAUCAAGUUUAGUAAUUAUUUGUGCAUGUUUUAGGGUAUCAAAAGCACGGGAAAAGUCUAUGAAUAAAGCCAACACGUAUUGUUUUUUAUUGAGAUGUUCAUUAAUCUCAUCUGUAAAUUUAGAUAACAGCUGACUAGUACUUUUACCCGAUUGAAAACCAAAUUGAUUUUGGUAAAUUACAUCUUGCUUACGAUAAAAUUUAUGAAUUUGUUCGCAAACAUAUUUUUCAACUAUUUUGUCUAUUGUAGAAAGUAAGGUAAUGGGACGAUAGUCUAAAUAAUUAUUUCUUAACCCUUUCUUAAAUACCGGUCUAACACAACCAAUCUUUAGUUCAUCGGGAUAUACGCCAGUUUUAACACUAGAAUUUAUGAGGUUAGCAAUAGCUACCGAUACCGCCUUACUAACUAUUUUAAUAUCUGACACUUUAAUGUUAUCAAGACCUGGAGCUUUUCUAUAGUCUAAUUUAUCGAUAAUUUUAUAUAUUUUAUAUAUAUAUAUAUAUAUAAAAUAUAUAAUGUUUAUGUAUUAAUAGUUGUAGCACUUCAGCUGCCCGCUAACGAAAUGCUUUCUUACUGUACUGAAAGAGAUCUCUGUUAGAGAUAAGUCCACCUUGCUCACAACAUUUAUAAAUACAUUAUUUUAUAUGUAACUUACAAGCGCAAUAAAGAAUAUAUAAAUAAAAUACAAAUAUAUUACUGUAAUAUCUGUAUCAAUGAGAUGAGCAUUGAAUUCCACUGAAUAUUAUGCAUAACAACAUUGAAAAUAUACAUGCAUGGCAGUUUUAUAAAUUGGUAAAAUAUAUUUGAAACAUUGAUUUAAGUAAAUUUCAAAAUCAAUUGGAUAGUGUAUUAUUUUGUCUAGUUUUGGCUAAAAUAAAUUUUAUUUUAGUAGUAAUUUUUCUAGAAACUUUUGUUUGCAUAAGAAGAAAAAACAAAAGUUAAUGAAGUCAAUAUAGUUAAGUUGAUAAAAGUGUAUGAUAUAUCUUUAAUUAUCAAAUAGGUAUGAAAUGUUUAAAUUUACCUUUCUUACUGUCUUGUAUACCCACGUGUUUUGUGUAAGUAUAAAACUAUGUUUUAUACACACACAGAAUUUAAUAAAAAAAAAAUUUAAAAUGAACUAAGUGGAAUUAGUAUAUCUUCUUUUAAUUAGAAUAUAAUGGCUGCCAAUAUAAUGAAGUUUCGUCAAAAAAUCAUAACACGAAUAGUGGAUAUAAUAUUAUUAUUGUAGGAUUAAAUACUUAUUAACAAUUACAGCGAAAAAUAUCUAUAUAUUUUUCGUUAUGUCUGUGUUCGUUUGCAUAAAUAAAAACAAAUUGGUUAUUUUUCCAAUUCCAACUAAAUAUUUAGGAUAUUUUUUAUUAUAAAUCAGAAUGAAUUCGCGGGCACAGUUUUGAUUAAUAUUAGAAAACAUGGGGUUUAUAAAAAUAGUCGAAAUGGUUAAGAAAUUCCAUGUUCGUCCUAUUAGUUAUUUAAAUAUUACAAAAAUAAAAUUUUGGUCAUAAAAAAUUAUUUUAAGUUAGUAAGUAGACAUUAUUGUUUUGCUAUUUGCUAUGUUUCGAUAUUGUUUUCUUACUAUUUCUACUAUUAUUUCAGCUUAGUAAGUUCUUUUAUACUUAAUGGCGCAGUCAUAGAUGGCCUAUUGCCAUAUGCGAAUUAAUUUAUAUAAGUACUAAAAUGUGUAUUGUUUUUAGUGCUCAAAUGUUAAUACAAUAAAAAUAUGCAUAAAAAUUCAAUCAUUGUAAAUGCAAUACGCACAAGUUAAUGUUAACAAAUUGAUAUAAUAAAUUUAUCGCCAUGAUGUGGCUUUACAAAAGUGUAGUCUAUGUCGUUUCGAGUUGUAAUCUUUUUUUUUUUUUAAAUUAUACACAUACAAACGAUUGUGUGGUUAGAGUAUGCGUUUCUUCAUUUUCCUCAUCUUUAGACUCAAUUUAUAAAUUUUGAUAUAGAUAUUUUUGCAUAUUUGUAUAUUUAAGCCACUGGAGGCAUCGUUAUAACUAGACAAAUGUAUUUACUAAAAGUAACAUUGAUCGACAAAUCACAGAACGCACAUUCAAAUCCGGUGAAAUUUACAAGAAUGAAAUAUUGCACAGCAGUUCUUUAUACAAAGGAGUAUUUAAAGGCGUUUUAUCCCAGUUGUCUGGUGCCUAGCCCACGGUGCAGGCAGAACUUUUAAUUAUGCGCAAAGAGAAUUCCAAGAGUAGGUAAUGUGCAUUUUUAAUGGGCUCCAAGCUUUCUGUAAAAUACUUUUAAAUACGUCAAUGUUCUUAUAUGAUUUAGGUGAGCACUGAGAAAAUCCACUUACAAAUGUCCCACGAUAACAGAAGAUAAUGAUUCGCGCAAGUAAAGUCGCGGACAAGGGAAAAGACUUAUUUUACUAUAUUAAUCUAUGCCAACUAGAUCCAAGCUGGUUGAAUUGUGCAAGAUGGUUUGCAUUUUAAUAAGAAUGUGAAUGUUUCCAAAUUAUUAUAUUUGAUAUAAAAAUAUUAGGCUUUUUAUCAGGAUUAACCAAAAUAAUGUAUAGACUUUUUUUAUUAACCUAUUUUUAUGUAAUAAAAAAGUUUAUGUACUAGUCUACUACGCUAGACUAUAGAUUUCAAUUUAUUGCAUGGAUUCAGUGUAAUUUGGUAGGAUUAUCGAACUUAAUUUUAAUUCUUAAUGUAUCGUGCUCUCCUAAGCAGGCGUAGGUACUUUAAGAAUGGUGUAGAUAUUUGCAUAUUAAUAUACAUAAUUAAUCAUAAUAAAAGCAGCUUACCAAGCUGGAACACCGUGAUAGUGUUCAUUAUUCCAAAGAAUUUUUAUUGUCAAUUUAAAAAUUACGUUACUUUUUUGUAUUUUCCUUUCUACUUGUGCAUGCCUAUCUAUGUCUGUUGUUAUAGGUGAUACAAAUAAAUUCUCUAUCUUAAUACGGAAAAUUCGCAAAUUGUUUCUAGAAUCCUACUAUAUAUCUUAUUCUUGGGUUUUUCCAUUUCACGAAUACUAUCACAGGGUUUUGGCUUGGUAUUCCUACACAUUACCAUUACGACUACCCUGAAUGAGUGUUAGUUAUUACUCGAAUAGAUAACCGAUUGAUGAGCUAUGAAACAGCUGCAACUAAUACUGUUAAUCCAUCAAAAUGCAAUUCAAUUGGAAGCUAUAAUUUUGUACCACGUUCUAGACUUAUCGGCUGUACUUGAGCGCUAUCUUGUAGUGUAGAUAUUUACAUAGUUAUUGGUUUUUGUUAUUUUUAGCUUUUAUGUACUGAUACGAACCAAUUAAUUAUGGAAUAUUUGAUAUACCCGUAGUUUUUAUUGUUAUUCUAUUUUUGUUCAUUUGUUACAAUACAUCAGUUUUUAACGAUA